Molecule: messenger RNA, 1976 nt
Organism: Aspergillus homomorphus CBS 101889
Lineage: Eukaryota; Fungi; Ascomycota; Eurotiomycetes; Eurotiales; Aspergillaceae
Product: GTPase-activating protein GYP1
Exons: 8
Coding region: 125-1930 (601 amino acids)
Biological process (GO): activation of GTPase activity
Cellular component (GO): Golgi apparatus
Molecular function (GO): GTPase activator activity
Source: RefSeq, a predicted model, not a curated record
UCUGGCUCGCUCUCGCUCUCUUUCCCCCCUCUCCGCCUUUUGUGGUUUUCUCUCUUUCUUUCUCUCUCGGUAGCCGAUGAUUUAAUCAAACAAUUUGUUACCUCCGGACGAGUAGCUUGACGCAAUGGCUACGAAGAAAGCCCAACAGCAGGAGAUGGUUCAGGUUGAUCGCACCGAAAGAAGGAACAAUUCACCUUUUUGGAAGGCUAGGUCGGUGUCCCAUAAUCAGACCUCGUCCAGAACUCCGGAUUCCAACACUGUUGUUGGAGCUUCAUACUCCCAUGCAAAUAUAUUAUUAGGAGGACCCCAGCCGCAUGCUCGUCCACGAACACCGCCUCCAGUGACUUCCACCAAUCCACCGCAUGACACUUUGUCUCCACACCGGCCGGGUGUAUGGAUAUCAUCUCCUCGUACCUCAUACUCUGUUAUCAUGAACGGAGGGUUGGAAGCUUGGGAAAGUUAUCGGACGAACGAACGAGAAGAAGAUGAGGAGGAGGACGAUGGCGAUGAUGACGGGGAUAUUGCUUACGAUGAUGAUGAGGACGAGUUUGGUCUCCCGAGCCUUACAAGCAUGCGAAGAAAGCAGAAUCGAGCCACUGCUCCAAUUCAACCCAGUACUAUUGAUCCGGACAGCGAAAUAGGAAAACAUGAGACCCUCGGUGUUGGACUUGGUAACAACCGGCAACGAGCCAAUAGUUCCGACAUCGCAGAGGAGCGUGGCGUGUCAUUUUAUCCUACAGCCAAGAAAAGAGAGGGUAAAAUCUUACGUCCUCAGUACAAGGAAAUCUUGAGAGACCCUGCGCACGCCCUCAAUCUUAUAGAUCAUGCGCCACCACCCAAAAAUGCGUCCCCUAAAGAAAUGGAUACAUAUUCGAGCCGCAUUUCAAGAAUCAACAAAUUCAAACGUUUGCUACAGACAAGCACUGUCCCUCUUGCGGAACUAAGGAAUCUGGCUUGGUCAGGUGUUCCAGAAGAAGUGCGAGCAAUGACUUGGCAAUUACUACUAGGGUACUUGCCGACAAACAGUGAACGGCGCAUUUCCACCCUUGAAAGAAAACGCAAGGAGUACUUGGACGGAGUUCGACAAGCGUUUGAGCGAAAUGCUUCAAACUCCGGUAGUCCGCCUUCAUCCGUCACAGGACGAGGUAGAGGGUUAGACGAAGCAGUCUGGCAUCAGAUUAGCAUAGAUGUUCCUCGGACUAGCCCUCACAUCCAGCUUUACAGCUACGAGGCUACCCAACGCUCUCUAGAGAAGAUACUCUACGUCUGGGCUAUUCGUCAUCCCGCCAGCGGCUAUGUUCAAGGCAUCAAUGAUCUUGUAACACCUUUUUGGCAGGUGUUUCUUGGUCUUUACGUCACCGAUCUCAAUGUUGAGGAAGGCAUGGAUCCAGGCCAAUUACCCAGAAGUGUGCUGGAUGCGGUAGAGGCUGAUUCCUUCUGGUGUCUCACCAAACUCCUGGACGGCAUCCAGGACAAUUAUAUUUAUGCGCAACCUGGCAUUCACAGACAAGUUAGAGCAUUGCGUGACUUGACAAUGCGCAUUGACUCUACGCUGGCUAAACAUCUAGAGCAAGAAGGAGUGGAGUUCAUGCAAUUCAGUUUCCGAUGGAUGAACUGCCUGCUCAUGCGCGAAAUGAGCGUGCAAAACACAAUACGAAUGUGGGAUACGUAUAUGGCCGAAGAGCAGGGCUUCUCGCGCUUCCACCUAUAUGUGUGUGCGGCAUUCCUUGUAAAGUGGACAGAUCAGUUGGUGAAAAUGGAUUUCCAGGAGAUUAUGAUGUUUCUACAAGCUCUGCCGACGAGAGGCUGGACUGACAAGGAUAUCGAACUUCUGCUAAGUGAAGCCUACAUUUGGCAAAGCCUUUUUCAGGACUCUCGCGCCCAUCUUCGCCCGGCUGGAGAUCGGUCGCCCGAGAAUGGCUUUCAAUGACGGCUAUCGUAAAUCAUUAAGUUUACCUUGAGCUCGCAUACAUCAU